AUGGGCGUCACGUCACAUACGGGUACGGGCCGUCCGCAAGACAUUGGCGCUGAGAAACACCUCGGCAGCAAUUCGCUUGCAAACGUCGUCGACGUUUUCCAAGAGUGCUACGUCCUUCCGGAAAAAGUGAAUCUGCGCAGCCGGAUUCACGGCCCGCAACUCAACCGGCAGAGCGCUCGCCCUCGAUCGUUCCGUCCGACGAUAUAA
This is a messenger RNA of Clonostachys rhizophaga, 207 nucleotides long. The record is from the annotation of a GenBank genome assembly. Lineage: Eukaryota; Fungi; Ascomycota; Sordariomycetes; Hypocreales; Bionectriaceae.